This is a messenger RNA of Trypanosoma theileri, 1077 nucleotides long. RefSeq lists its product as uncharacterized. The record is from RefSeq and is a predicted model, not a curated record. The transcript has a single exon. The coding region runs from base 1 to 1077 and encodes 358 amino acids. Lineage: Eukaryota; Euglenozoa; Kinetoplastea; Trypanosomatida; Trypanosomatidae.
AUGAAGACAGUAGAGUAUAAACUUGCACGUCUCGAGGAGCAAAAUGCGGCUCUUUUAAGAAAAUUGCGUCACCAAGAAAAUGAGAUUAGUCGUUUGUCAGUACGGGAGUCUCAGUUGAGAGAAGUGAGACGUAUUCCUUUACUGCAAAAGCGUCUUGAUGCGGCUCUGGGUGAACGCGAGGAACUCGAAUGUCAACUCACCGAGACACGUAGGAGGGAGGUAAAGUUAUUAGAUGAGUUAAACCUUUUAAAGAAGUUUGUGAAGUUAAGCGAAAACCCAGAGCUUGCUGAAGUAGCACGUCAGUGUGCUAAUUAUGAACGUAUACAAGAAGAUCUAAAGACUCUUGGUGAACAGUUGCGUAUUAUAUCUGUAGAACGUGAUGAAUAUAAAAAACGAGCACUUCUAUCUUGUGAAGAAGCAGAAUACUACCGAGAUAAAUGGAACGCCUCUUUUAAUGAGAAGCGUGAGUUAGAAAAUUACAUACGAAAACAGCUUGCAGAAAAAGAAACUGCAAAUAUAGAGAUUUCAGUGAAAUCGCCAUCUUGUUAUUCAGUUAUAGAAAGAAGUUCUUCCUUAUCAGUAACCCCCGCUGAAGAAUCUCACUCUGUAGAAGAUUCACAGCAUCUUAGACAAUGUCUGGAGGAAGAAAGAGCUCGAAGUGGAGCUCUUCAAGAAACAAUAGAUGCACUAUAUGAACAACAAAAAGAACAACGUCGGUCUCGUUCCCAUGAACGUCGCCUUAGUAGUCCUCCAGCGCCAACAAAGAAUAUAUACUCUACUUCAGAAGGUGGUGAUACUGAACUUUCCAUACAAACUUUACGAAAGCAACUUCAACUUUCUGAAGGUGAGUGUAAAAUAUUAAGAAAUAGGUGGCAAACUAUAAGAGAAGAAAAUGAGUUAUUGUUAGCUCGUCUUUCGGAGCAAGAACAAAAGGAAACUUUUUGGCAAAAUCAGAUUCGCAAACUAUCUGGUGAGUGUGAUCAAUUAAAACGUCAAUUAGAGUUUUUUUCACAAGCAAAAUCAAUGAUCUUGUGCCAUCACAAUGAGUCAUCGUGUGGUGAACUACUACAGUGUUAA